Uncinocarpus reesii 1704 is the source of this 2355-nucleotide messenger RNA. RefSeq lists its product as uncharacterized. Gene Ontology annotation, biological process: wybutosine biosynthetic process. The transcript has 2 exons. The record is from RefSeq and is a predicted model, not a curated record. Gene Ontology annotation, molecular function: FMN binding; 4 iron, 4 sulfur cluster binding; electron transfer activity. The coding region runs from base 1 to 2355 and encodes 784 amino acids. NCBI's taxonomy places the organism in Eukaryota, Fungi, Ascomycota, Eurotiomycetes, Onygenales, Onygenaceae.
AUGGCGGAUGAUACAUAUGCAACUGGAGCUCAGAGAGCACUGUCACUCUGGCACUCAUAUCGAGGCUAUGCUCUCGCCCUUGUACCCACCAUCUUCAUACUCUCGAGAUUGAUUUCCGCCAGGAAGACAGCUACCGAAACUCCUCCACCACUUGCACCACCUCCUGCUGCAAAAAACCCUCGUCGUCCAGGCCUUGUUAAACCCAAUUCACCCGCAACUUCGCGGCCAGAGGAGGGAGCGACUUCACCCAACGAGGCUCUGAAGACGAAAAUCAAAACCGUGCCGAAGCGAGUCGUUGGGACGAGGCCGCAGAAAAAGAGGGCCAGGUCGACUGUGGACGGUUUAGAUACAGUCAAAGAAACUCUAGUACAGCCGAUAAUAUUCUUCUCCUCUCUUACUGGGUCCACUGAACGGAGUGCGAAGCGCGUCGUUGAACAGCUACAAAGAGAGCCCCAGCGCGAUGGAAGGCGCUCCUCGAGGCUACUAGACCCGCAGCUACAUGAUCUAUCAUAUAUCGACUUCGAUGAUUAUUUUGUCUCUCCUCCGAAGCCCCCCGUCUCGAACCUCAACGUGCUACACUUUUACUGUAUCAUAGUUCCAACUUACAACAUUGACACGAUUUUAAAUACGUUCUUGGGCCAUCUAGAUGAAACGCACCACGAUUUCCGCAUAGAUACAGCGCCGCUGUCGGGACUGGCGGGAUACACAGUUUUCGGCUUCGGAGAUAGAGAGGGAUGGCCCACCGAGGAAGCAGGUUUCUGCUCGCAAGCAAAGGAGGUUGAUCGAUGGUUGGCAAAGCUGACCGGAAAGAAAAGAGCGUAUCCACUUGGCCUUGGGGAUGUCAAAAGCGACGGUGAGAAGGCCCUGGAUGAGUGGUGCGCGGGGGUUCAAGAGGUUCUGUGCGAUAUGGCUGCCAACGGCGGUGCAUUGGGUGAGGGUGUUCCAGGCAGCGGAGAGCCCCUGGAAAGCGAUGAGGAAGAUGUUGAAGAUGAUGAGCAUGCAUCCAACACCGGGUCAGGGCGGCGAAAAACUCUGCGGGGUGAUAUUGCCGACCUAGAGGACAUCAAGGUUAGUGCAGAUGGAUCCGCAAAACUAGAUGCCGUUUUCCCAGUCGAUUUUACCACUUACUCGAAAUCAACACCAAUCUCUCCGCCCAUACCGAAGGAAAUGGUACCAACGACCUCUCCUACGUAUGCUGCUCUGACCAAACAGGGCUACACCAUAAUAGGCUCGCACUCAGGAGUUAAAAUCUGUCGCUGGACUAAAUCGGCUCUGCGAGGACGUGGUUCUUGCUACAAGAAUUCCUUUUAUGGAAUCAAAUCGCACCUCUGUAUGGAGACAACUCCAUCCUUAUCCUGCAGUAACAAGUGCGUCUUUUGCUGGAGGCAUGGCACAAACCCUGUCGGCACAACAUGGCGGUGGAAGGUUGAUCCGCCGGAGCUCAUCUUUCAGGGCGCUAAGGAAGGCCAUUAUAAAAAGAUCAAGAUGAUGCGCGGUGUACCAGGGGUUCGGGCUGAAAGAUUCGCUGAAGCCAUGCGGAUUCGUCACUGUGCGCUGAGCCUGGUUGGAGAGCCGAUAUUCUACCCCCAUAUCAAUGAAUUCGUGUCUCUCCUUCAUAAAGAACAUAUUUCCAGCUUUCUUGUAUGCAACGCACAGCACCCAGACCAACUAGCCGCUCUGCACCGCGUCACUCAGCUGUAUGUUUCAAUAGACGCGAGCAACCGCGACAGUUUGCGGAAGAUCGAUCGCCCGCUCCACCGAGAUUUCUGGGAACGCUUUCAGCGCUGUUUAGACAUUCUCCGAGAAAAGAGACAUUUUCAGAGAACCGUGUAUCGCCUGACACUUGUGAAAGGAUUCAAUAUUGAGGAUGAGGCUGUUGGAUAUGCCGACCUAGUGGAAAAGGGGCUCCCAUGCUUCGUUGAAAUCAAGGGCGUGACAUACUGCGGGACGAGCACUAGUGCCGGUGCCGGGCUGACAAUGCAAAAUGUACCCUUCUACGAGGAAGUUGCUGCGUUCACAGUAGCUUUGAACGACGAAUUAAACAGGCGUGGCCUUGGGUACGGAAUAGCUGCCGAGCACAGUCACAGUUGUUGUAUUUUACUCGCAUCGCACCGAUUCUAUGUCAAUGAUAAGUGGCAUACCAAAAUUAAUUAUAAGCGCUUCUUCGAGCUAUUAGAGAAAGAAAAUACCGACGGCGAGGCAUUCACUCCGGAAGAUUACAUGAGCGAGACGGACGAAUGGGCAUUGUGGGGAAACGGAGGAUUUGACCCGAAAGACCAGCGCGUCUAUAGAAAGGGAAAGAAUAAAGGAAACACGGCUGAUGCAGCGCCUGCGCUGGAAGUUGUAGCAGCAUGA